Molecule: messenger RNA, 1008 nt
Organism: Beauveria bassiana ARSEF 2860
Lineage: Eukaryota; Fungi; Ascomycota; Sordariomycetes; Hypocreales; Cordycipitaceae
Product: porphobilinogen deaminase Hem3, putative
Exons: 2
Coding region: 1-1008 (335 amino acids)
Biological process (GO): heme biosynthetic process
Cellular component (GO): cytoplasm
Molecular function (GO): hydroxymethylbilane synthase activity
Source: RefSeq, a predicted model, not a curated record
AUGGCCAACUCGUCAGCAAAGCUCCCCGUCGUGCGUAUUGGCACACGCCAAUCCAUUCUGGCCAACGUUCAAGCCGAAAGUGUUCGCGACGCUCUACAAAAGCAUUUUCCAGACAGAUCCUUUGAGGUCGACGCCAUGCGUACUCUCGGUGAUCGCGACAAGAUCACGGCGCUAUACAGCUUCGAGGGCAAGAACCUGUGGACAUCUGAGCUUGAGGAGAAGCUGACAGCAGGCAAGGUUGAUGUGAUCGUUCACUGCCUCAAGGACAUGCCGACAAAUCUUCCCGACGACUGUGAGCUGGCCGUCAUCCCCGCCCGCGACGACGCCCGCGACGCCCUCAUUGUCAAGGCGGGUCUGCCGUUCACGAGCCUGCAGACGCUACCCGAGGGAGCCGUCGUGGGCACGUCUUCAGUGCGGCGUGCCGCCCAGCUGCGCCGCCUGUACCCGCACCUACGCUUCGCGAAUCUGCGCGGCAACGUCGACAUGCGGCUCGCCAAGGUGGACAGACCCGACGGCGAGUACGCAUGCAUGAUUAUGUCGGCAGCGGGGCUGGAGCGCAUGGGCUUGCAGAGCCGCAUCAGCCAGCUUCUCGGCUCGCGCGACGGCGGCAUCUACGCCGCCGUCGGCCAGGGCGCGCUGGGCCUCGAGAUACGACGCGGAGACGCGGCGACGCGGGCUCUGCUGCGACCUAUGGCGGACGAGCGGGCUACGCUGGCGUGUCUGGCGGAGCGCGCUCUGCUGCGGCGUCUCGAGGGCGGGUGCACGGUGCCGGUGGGCGCCGAGACGGAAUGGGUCGCGGAGCACGGCGAGGGGGCACGCAAGCUGCGGCUUCGGGCGAUUGUGGUGAGCCUCGACGGCAAGACGGCCGUGGAUGAUGCGCUGGAGCGGGUCGUCGAGACAAAUGACGAUGCCGAGGCGUUGGGCUAUGGUAUGGCCGACGUUCUUGUCAAAGCUGGUGCUCGGGAUAUUCUGCAAGCUCUAAUUGCGAACCGAUCUCCAAAGGAGUAG